UCUCAGCGCAUUGCUUCACACAAGCACUGAAGCACAAGCUCCUUCCCAUUCUCUGAUCGAUCGCUCUAGCUCAGUCUCAGGCUCUUAGCUCUUGCUCUAGCUAGCCAAGUAGCCACCACUCUUCUUGUAGUCACCAACCUUCUGCUCGUCACCAAUGGCCACUGCUGAGGUCCAGACCCCGACCGCCGUCGUGACCGAGGAGGCGCCCGCGGUGGAGACCCCGCCGGCGGCGGCCGCCGCGGCCGAGGAGGCUCCCAAGGAGGAGACCCCCGCGCCGGCGGAGGAGACUGCCCCCGCCGUGGCCGAGACCGAGAACAAGGAGGCCGAGCCGGAAGCGGAGGCGCCCAAGGAGGCCGAGCCAGCCGCUGCUGCCGAGCCGGAGCCGGUCGCCGAGGCGCCCAAGGAGGCGGAGCCGGCGGCCGCCGAGGAGGUGAAGGAGGAGGCGGCGCCCGCCACCGAGCCGGAGCCAGAGGCCGCCGCUCCUGCUGCCGAGGAGGCACCGGCCACUGAGGCGGCACCCGCUGAGGCGGAGCCCGCGGCGGCCGAGCCGGCCGCCGAGGAGGACGCGAAGGCCGCCGACAGUGAGUGAUGAGGCCGUGCGCGACGGCGCCCACGGUGGAUCACGGCUCGGCGUGGCAUACGGCAGCCGCGUGCGCGCGUACACGGCACGGGCUCGCCGUUCAGUACGCUACGGUUUUUACCGGUGUGUGCGCGCGUGUGUGGCGUAGUCGUAGCUAGCAGUAGUAAGCUGCUGCCGUGUGGGCUAGCUGUCGUGUGCUGCUGCGGGGCUGCGAGGAGUGGAGUGGAGUGGAGUGACGUGGGCUAAAAUAAAAGUGUGUCGCGGGUGGUGGGGCCCGGUGUCAGCGGCCCGGCGCCCCCAUGCCCUGCCGCUGCAGCUUGUGUCUUUGUGUGCUGUUGGUUCGUAUUACCUGUCAUGUAUGGGGUGUCGUGUCAAGUUAAUUAUCAACCACGUUUGCGCUAUCGUUGUUGGUUA
Molecule: messenger RNA, 994 nt
Organism: Setaria italica (foxtail millet)
Lineage: Eukaryota; Viridiplantae; Streptophyta; Magnoliopsida; Poales; Poaceae
Product: fibrous sheath CABYR-binding protein
Exons: 2
Coding region: 155-589 (144 amino acids)
Source: RefSeq, a predicted model, not a curated record